Symbiodinium necroappetens is the source of this 1731-nucleotide messenger RNA. The record is from the annotation of a GenBank genome assembly. NCBI's taxonomy places the organism in Eukaryota, Dinophyceae, Suessiales, Symbiodiniaceae.
AUGACGGGGGCCAACCGGGCUGUUCUCUCGAUGCGCGACUGCGACGGCUUCACGGCAUUUGUUGUGUCCGCACAGAAUGACAAUUGUCCCGUGAUGGAGUGGAUGUACCUCAAAGGCGUGAGCCUGGAAGAGCAGGAUGACUACGGCAGAACGGCCCUGCAGUGGGCAUGCUACAAGGGGAACAAGAAGACAGUCCAGUGGUUGCUCUCGCGAGGUGCCAGCAUCGUUCACCGAGACCUCGACGGCAUGACUGCACUUCACUGGGCAGCGAUGCAAGGACACACAGUGGUCGCAGAAAUGCUGAUGGAAGUCGGGGCUGUGGAGCUCUUAGACGUCCCAGAUUGUGCUGGCGAAACGCCGAUUACACUCGCAAUGAAGAAGAGGAGCAGGUACUUGGUGUUUGCCUUCCACAAGUGCCAGGUCUUUCAUUUUCUCUUUGGCAAGCCGUACCUUUUCCAGAAUUACUUCGCCGGUCUCUUCGUGUGUUUGGCUGCGUACAACAUCAUCGUUUUUGCCUUUGUCCUGGCACCAGGAAUCGCGGCUAGAAAUCCUGAAGCCGUCAUGACAUGGUCGACGCUGAUGGGGUUGUCACUGCUGCUUUGGGUUCAGUGCCUCUUCUCGGAUCCUGGCUGGCUGCAGCCGCGCACCAUACACUCCCAGAGUCACCUGCUUGGCAUCGAUCCAGCAAGGACGUUUGAUGUUGAUCACCCGAUCGAGUCGCAGAUGGCUCACUGCGACAGUGUGCUUCAGACGCUGACGACUGCCUUCGGAGAGGCCCCAGAAGUCAUGAAGCUGGAGCUGGAGCAGAACAAGUACAACUAUCAGCGGCAACUUCUCCGACAAGCGCGGAAGCGACUUGAAGAAGGCUCCGAUCCUCGAAGCCCGGCCUCGAAUGAACUGCAGCCCUUGAUCCCCCCCGGCUUCAACCACAAUACGCCCCGGCAGGCCCAGCUGGACCGGGCAACGGUAACUCUACACGAGCGUGAGCGCGCUGCAGGAGACAGCCUCGGCCGUGCUCGAGUAGAGCACCUGCUUUCGCAAGGGGGUGGCGAGUAUCUCACAUUGGUGGAGAAGGGCGAGUUUAAGCAGGUGUGCGUCAUCUGCCGCUCAGUGCGCAAAAUGCGCUCGCAUCACUGCAAGGAGCAAGGCCGAUGCGUGGACAGAAUGGACCACUACUGUCCUUGGAUAGACAACAGCGUGGGUUUGGGCAAUCAGAGGUCAUUCAGUGUGUUCGUCGUGGUACUUCUUGCCGCAGUCCUUCACUUCUACUACACAGUCUUUCUGUAUGCGUUCGACACGGUGUUCCCGGAGAUUUCCCGAGGCUCUUUCGGUGAGCUUCUACAGGCCCUGACAAGUGGGUCUCUUGGACCCGAGCUGCGACCAAUUCUGGUCCUGACGACUGCCCUCCUUGACGUGUUCCCGGUUUACUUCGUAGGCUUGCUAGUCGCCAGGACCGUGGCAUACAUGAUGGUGAACUUGACGACAUACGAAGUCCUGGUCAGACCCAGCCACGUGCAGCGGCGCUUUCCAAAAAUUCGAGGGCGCUGGUGGUUCUUUCAAGGUUGUGGAUUCAGGUCUGCCCUAUCCAACUGCAUCAGCUUCUGGACGUUAGACACCAGCGGUGAUGCGGCGGCUUUUCUGGGAAGUCCUCAAGACAGCUUCGUCGCUCCAGGGCGGAUUUCGAGGAGCAGCUUCGAGCAAGGCAAGCCUCACUUGUCCGCAGACGUCUGA